AUUAAUUUUAACUGUGCAAUUCGAAUAUUCCGGAAAUUAAUAAUCUUUUGUCCAGUGUUGAUGUAAAAUUUGUGCGAACGUUUCCGUGUUAACCACUUCAUCAGGAUACAGCUCUAAACUGCUCAAAUUAGAAAACUCAUAAAUGUAAUUGAUUCAAGUCAAACAUAAGUAUUUUGAUUAAACAUUUGAAUGGCACUAAGGAAUUUCGAAAAUGGAAAAUAUUUUGUAUUUUCCUAAGAGACUGUUUAAUUCAUGGCGUGGUAGAAAUGUGGGUUUGGCAUUGUUGGUUAUCACAUUAAAUGCAGAAACAGUUAGUAAGGGAAACUGUGUAAACGAUCGGUACGUAGAAGCAGGAGGAGAGUGCUGUACAAACUUCUAUCCGAGCAAUGGUGAAUGUAUUGCCUGUCCCGCUGGAUCUUAUGGAGACAACUGUUCGACAACCUGCCCUUACCCGUCCUACGGGGAGAACUGUGGUCACCAGUGUGAUUGUAGUCCCGGGGAGGAAUGUAGUCCCUUCAAAGGCUGUGUCAAGAUAACUACUGCACCUCCUCCGUCUACAGCCAAUCAUCGCAAUUCUAAUACAGAAUCCAUUCCUAACAUAAGUAUAAAACCAGGAAAAGACAAGAAAUCAACACAGAAUUUUAAGGCGGAAACAAAGCAUGUAACUGACAAUUCAAAAAUAAACUUGGAAAUUAGAUCAACCGUUUCACAUGGAGAUUUUGUCAAGACUACAACAGAAACAACUUCCGGCAAUUCACAAACCAUGCUGGUUAUCAUAAUUACAGGUUCUGUGCUGUCUUUAUUUCUAAUUAUAAUAAUCAUUAACCAGAUUCAUGGAAAAUUAAGAAAACAGAGGGAAAGAAAGUCCACCAACAAGAAAUCUAAUCCAGAGGUUCCCAAUCACCCAGAGGAAGAGGCGUAUGUAGAGAUUAAUGAAAGUGGAUUGUUGGGUAAUAUUUCAAACUAUGACAAAAUGGAGUCCCAGUCAUCAGUAAAACGUCUGAAAAGAAAUGACGAAAUGUUUGAAGUCAUCAAAGAUGAUGUUGCCAAACCCAUGCUUCCUGGAGGGAGAGAUCAACUUAUUGAAAUUAAAUCAAAAGAUUCUAUUGUUGAAGAGGGUCGAUGUUUAGGAGAUGAACAUCCGUCAUCCUAUCUAGAUGUUAUAUCUGUAAACCCAAAUGAAAGUCCAGAUAAUUCCUACCUGAAACCUGUUGGCAAAAUGAAUGUAUAUACAGGUGUGAUUGGUUCACCACCCAAAGAAUUGACACAUAGUGAAAGUAACAUUAGUAAUGAAAGUAAAGGAAGCCAUGACAGCAAUUCUGUUUGUAUCAACGGGCAACGCAGUCUAGAAGGCACUUACCUUGAAGUUGUCCAUCAGUAAUUGUCCAUUUUCCUCUUUAAUUUAAAUGAUAGAGCUGAAAAAUAGAGAUUAAAAAACCAAAAGUUCUUAGAUAAAUAAAAUAUUACUUUGUGAUAAUUACAAAUUGACUAAUUAAAGAGUUAUUUACCUUA
Saccostrea cuccullata (small rock oyster) is the source of this 1512-nucleotide messenger RNA. RefSeq lists its product as uncharacterized. The record is from RefSeq and is a predicted model, not a curated record. The transcript is spliced from 4 exons. NCBI's taxonomy places the organism in Eukaryota, Metazoa, Mollusca, Bivalvia, Ostreida, Ostreidae. The coding region runs from base 212 to 1381 and encodes 389 amino acids.